This is a messenger RNA of Tripterygium wilfordii, 1541 nucleotides long. RefSeq names its product 3,9-dihydroxypterocarpan 6A-monooxygenase-like. NCBI's taxonomy places the organism in Eukaryota, Viridiplantae, Streptophyta, Magnoliopsida, Celastrales, Celastraceae. The record is from RefSeq and is a predicted model, not a curated record. The coding region runs from base 1 to 1533 and encodes 510 amino acids. Gene Ontology annotation, cellular component: membrane. The transcript has 2 exons. Gene Ontology annotation, molecular function: iron ion binding; oxidoreductase activity, acting on paired donors, with incorporation or reduction of molecular oxygen, NAD(P)H as one donor, and incorporation of one atom of oxygen; heme binding.
AUGGAUCCUCUAGUUGAUAUUUCAUGCUAUUGUGUCCUCUUCUUCAUCUCCGUGAUCCUCUCUUUCGUAGCGAUAGGUCCCAUGAUCAACUCCAACAAGCUGAGGCUUCCACCAAGCCCUCCUGCUUUACCAAUCAUUGGCCACACUCAUCUAUUAAGCUCUAGAUUACCAGAAGCCCUUAAAACCCUAGCUCACAGAUACGGUCCUCUUAUGCAAAUACGAAUGGUUAACACAACCUAUGUUGUCGUAUCUGAUGCUACCACAGCUGAGGAAAUCUUGAAAACCCAUGACAUUGUCUUUGCUUCUAAGUUUGGUCAAGGUAUCACACAGCACAACAUAUAUGAAGGACUGAGUUUUGUCAAUAGCACUUAUGGAAAAUACUGGCGGUUCAUGAAGAAGCUUUGCAUGACAAAGCUAUUCGCAGGGUCGCAGCUCGAUCAAUUCAUUCAUAUUCGAGAACAAGAAACGUCGAAGCUACUAAACUCGCUAGAAAAGAAAUCCAAAGAUGGAGAACCAUGUGACUUGAGUGUGGAGCUAGAGACUCUUACACAAAACAUGAUUUGUAGGAUGGCAAUAGGGAGGCGAUGCUUGGAGAAUCCUGAUCAAGCUAUGGAGAUUCGGAGAUUGAUCAAAGACAUUGUGGAAACCGCAGCUAAGUUUUAUUUCAUUGAAGUGUACGGUCCUCUUAAGAAAUUUGACAUUUUUGGUAAUGGUAUGAAGCUUAAAUUGGCGAUGUGGCGGUAUGAUGAGCUAGCGGAGAAGAUCAUGAAGGAGUACGAGAAAGAAGAAGAUGAUGAGAUGAAGUCUAGCGGGACGGAAGGGAAAGAUGUGAUGGAUAUAUUGUUGGAAACUUACAAGGACCCAGAUGCUGAAGUGAGGUUAACUAGGGAUCAUAUCAAAUAUUUCUUCAUGGAAAUAUUCAUGGCGGCUGUGGAUACUACAACAGCAGCCACACAAUGGGCUAUGGCAAAGCUAUUCAAUCAUCCUCAAGUAUUCAAAAGACUCAGAGACGAAAUCGACUCAGUCGUGGGUUCAAAAAGGCUUGUGAGAGAAUCAGACAUUCCAAACCUCCCAUAUCUCCAAGCAGUCAUUAAGGAAACCUUAAGACUGCAUCCUCCUGGACCUUUACUCCGGAGACAAUGCUUCGAGGACAUGAAGAUUAAUGGCUAUGACAUUAAGGCCGGAACCAAGAUUUUCGUCAAUGUGUAUGCCAUAAUGCGUGAUCCAAGCAUCUGGAUUGAUCCUGACAAGUUUGUGCCUGAAAGGUUCUUGGAUAACUCUACCAAGGUUAUGGAUUUGAAGGGUCAUAAUUAUAGUUUCCUUCCGUUUGGGAGCGGAAGGAGAGCGUGUUUAGGUUCAUCACAUGCUUCAUUUGUGAUGCACGUAACUGUAGGUGCUUUGGUUCAAUGCUUUGAUUGGAAAGUUGAAGGAGGAGACAAGGUGGAUAUUGAGACAGUGAAAAUAUACUCGGGAGCAAUAGCUCGCUCUCUUGUCUGUUAUCCUACCGCUCAUUUAAGUUUGUCUGAUGUUUGAUCAUAAGA